This is a messenger RNA of Candidula unifasciata, 771 nucleotides long. Lineage: Eukaryota; Metazoa; Mollusca; Gastropoda; Stylommatophora; Geomitridae. The record is from the annotation of a GenBank genome assembly.
AUGUGGAACAAUCAAGAUUUCAGUCAGUCUGGGUUUGGUGGAGGCGGAGGUUUUGGCACACCAGGGGCUGAUGACAGAAAGCAGAAAGGUGUUAGACGCAGCAACAUUGUGCCAGUCACUGUUGCACAGGUGCUUACAGCCAAGCAUGAUGGGGAUGUUUUUGUAUCAGGAAAUGUUGAAUUAUCUCAGGUGACCCUUGUUGGUCUUAUUGUGGGUGUCAACGAGACACCAACACGAAUCGACUAUUUGGUUGAUGAUAUGACAGGCCCGCCAUUGGAUGUUAAACAGUUCAAUAAUGCUAAUGAUGAAAAUGAGCAAGCACAGAAUGUUGCUUCGUUUGCAUUGCCAGUUAACACUUAUGUGAGAGUCUACGGCAACGUCAGAGCUUUUGGUGGCAAGCGAUCGGUCAACGCCCACAAAAUAACACCGCUUACUGAUAUGAAUGAGCUGUCAGGUCAUAUACUGGAGGUCAUUUAUGCAAAUGCUCAGCAGCAGGGUUCCACGCCAGCCGCUUUCAGUGGAGGUGACAAGAAAGGUGUGGUUGCUAUGGAGACUGGAAAUCAAAUCCCAGGACUCACACCCCUGCAGUCUCAGAUUCAGAUGAUAAUUAGAAGUGAUCGUUCCGAAGGAGGCUGCAGCUUUGACGACAUAUGUAAACAAUUAAGGACAGCUGCGCCGAAGGCAAUCAGGGAUGCAUUAGAAUUCUUAAGCACUGAGGGACACAUUUACUCCACAAUAGACGAGGAACACUUCCAAGCAACCGAUAUUUAA